Molecule: messenger RNA, 664 nt
Organism: Penicillium antarcticum
Lineage: Eukaryota; Fungi; Ascomycota; Eurotiomycetes; Eurotiales; Aspergillaceae
Product: RNA-binding protein
Exons: 5
Coding region: 11-664 (217 amino acids)
Biological process (GO): mRNA splicing, via spliceosome
Cellular component (GO): nuclear speck
Molecular function (GO): RNA binding
Source: RefSeq, a predicted model, not a curated record
GCACGACAUCAUGUCUCGCUCGGGAACCACUCUAUAUGUCACCGGAUUCGGCCACGGCACCCGGGCUCGCGAUCUUGCCUACGAAUUCGAACGCUAUGGGCGCCUUGUUCGCUGUGACAUUCCUGCUCCUCGAACCCCUUCUAGCCGGCUGUUCGCGUUUGUUGAGUACGAAAGCCGCCGUGAUGCUGAUGAUGCCUAUCAUGAAAUGCACAACAAGCGCAUCGGUCGCGAUGAUCUGCUGAAAAUCGAGCCUGGCCGUGAUGCCGGCCGUGAUGCUGGCCGUGAUGCUGGCCGUGACCGCCGUCGUGACCGCACUCCCCCUCGUCGUGGUCGCUCUCCCUCCCCCCGCCGCAGCCGUGGCGGUGAUUAUUCUCCUCGCCGCGAUGAUCGGUAUGAGCGGGACUAUGACCGCGAUUACGACCGCCGCGACCGUGAUUCUGACCGCCGUGACCGUGAUCACGAUCGCCGUGACCGCGACCGCUCUCGCGACCGUUCCCGCAGCCCCGAUGACCGUGAACGUGAAGUCAAGGAUGACCGAGAAAGACGUGACGAUGAUCGUGAGCGCCGCGAAGAGGACCGUGAGGUUAUCCCCAACGGUGAAGACAGGAAAGUACCCCUGGACCCAAUGCCCUCUGCUCAUGAUGAGCUUGAUACUGCUGAGUAG